Molecule: messenger RNA, 1278 nt
Organism: Phaeodactylum tricornutum CCAP 1055/1
Lineage: Eukaryota; Bacillariophyta; Bacillariophyceae; Surirellales; Neidiaceae
Exons: 1
Coding region: 67-1251 (394 amino acids)
Biological process (GO): DNA alkylation repair; base-excision repair, AP site formation; base-excision repair
Cellular component (GO): protein-DNA complex; nucleus
Molecular function (GO): DNA-7-methylguanine glycosylase activity; alkylated DNA binding; DNA-3-methyladenine glycosylase activity
Source: RefSeq, a predicted model, not a curated record
UCUGACCUUCCCUCCAGACGCCAGAAAUGUAUUUGUAGUGAACCACUUUUUUUCACGUUGACGAAAAUGGCCAUUUGGGUGCACCCUUGGAUUGCCACUACCACCGUUCUGUGUUCGUCAUCUGUUUCCUCGAAGAGCGCCCGAUUUUUUCUAAAAAGUGAUAGACUAGCACUCAUGAGUAUGAAACGCCGUUCCAUAAGCCCCAGAAUGGCGGCAUCCUCAGCGUCAAACGCAGUGAACAAAUUGGCCUUCCUAGACGAUUUAUUGACCGAGUCCAAAAUGGUAAACUUUACUGCCUCUCCUGGUAGCACCGGUAACGUUCUCCAACACAAUAGUGCGACUAGCACCAAAGCUGGAUGGUGCUUACGACAGGGUUUGCUGCACAUUUGUACGGUCGACGAAGGAUACGCGGCUCCUCUAGUAGCCCUCCACGGAUUGCCCGCCUUUUACAGUUGCGUGACCGAGGCGACGAACGGAGCCUGCCGACACGAUGCCACCCAAGACAUAAAGGAUCCAUCGACUUGCUUCGAAUCUCUUUGCCGGAUUAUCGCUGGGCAGUUUGUUUCCGGCAAGUCGGCGCAGGCGGUAUGGAAACGCCUUCUCGAGCACGCGCGACACGAUUUGACGCCAACUCGCAUUUUGCAAUUGGUCAGUCAACCGCAAGGGGAAGACAUUGAAUUUGGGCUACAGAAACCGGUAGGACUGACGAAGAACAAAGCCAAGUCUAUUGUUGAUUUGGCUCGGCAUUUCGAGGACGGCCGUUUGUCGGAGGGUUUUCUGACUUCAUCGACCUCUCCAUCCGGGGACACCGACAGCACUAUCACCAGUAUUCAAAAAGCACUCCUAAAGGUACAAGGUAUUGGUCCCUGGAGCGUCGACAUGUUUCUCUUGUUUUAUCUCGAGCAGCCGAAUGUACUGCCCUUGGGAGAUCUAGGCGUACGCAAAGGCAUUGCGAUUCAUUUCGCCAUGCGGGGAUCUGUAAAAAAAGGAAAACAGGCACAACUGUGUCCAAAGCAGGACGCGCCCCAGAUUCGCCGCCGAUUGGAAGCAUACGCACCGUACCAAUCACUAUUGACGUAUUAUAUGUGGAGGGCCGCUGAUACUCCGUCGGCACCAGACAGCGCAGCAACAUUGGAGGGGAAGGCCAAAUCAGAGACGAAUCACGUUCCGGCCACGUCCAUUCCCACGGAGAUGUCAGCUACGCCUUCUCGCAAGCGCAAAAGAUCUUCUUUUAGAACUAUCACACCAUAAUACACCAUAGAGCGACCGGAAGAACUC